UCAGACGUGAUAGCUAGGCAAGUUGAUUUUAACAUGUCAGCUGUUGAAGAAAUACAGAAUUCUGUCCCACAAGCGGUGGAGGAUGAAAAUUCACACAGUGAGCAUGUUGACGGAGAAGUCGAAAUGGAUUUUAAUGAGUCUCAGACUGGAGGAUAUUUAUUUUACAGAGACAGGAAAGAGUGGGCAGAUCUGGAGCCUGUUCCUCAGGAUGAUGGGCCCAACCCAGUGGUGAAAAUUGCUUAUUCAGACAGAUUCACUGAUGUGUUUGACUACUUUAGAGCACUGCUGAAAAAUAAUGAGAAAAGUGAGCGAGCGUUUGCACUGACCGCUGAAGCCAUUGACCUCAAUGCAGCAAAUUAUACAGUAUGGCAUUACAGAAGAGUACUGCUGCAGGCUUUGGGAAAGGAUCUGAGACAAGAGAUGCAAUAUAUAAGUGCCAUCAUAGAAGACCAACCCAAGAACUACCAAGUCUGGCAUCAUAGACACAUGGUGGUUGAGUGGCUUAAUGAUCCUUCUGAAGAGCUGCAGUUUAUAUCCGAGAUCCUUUUUCAAGACGCCAAGAACUACCAUGCAUGGCAACACAGACAGUGGGUCAUUCAGGAGUAUAAACUGUGGGACGGUGAGCUAGACUACGUAGAUGAGCUGCUGGAGGAUGACGUGAGAAAUAAUUCAGCCUGGAACCAGCGACACUUUGUCAUCAGUCACACCUCCACCUAUUCUCCUCCUGAGGUUUUGGAGCGAGAAGUGCAGUACAGCAUAAAACAAAUCAAGAAAGCACCGCAUAACGAGAGUGCAUGGAACUAUUUGAAAGGGAUUUUACAGGUUCCAGGACUCUCGUCGUACUCCGGUCUGCUGCAGCAGGUAGAGGAACUGCGGGGUACUUACUGUUCUCCGUAUUUGCUCGGCUUUCUGGUGGACUUCUAUGAAGAUGUGCUUGAAACCAAGAACAGCAGUUACAACCAGACGGACACACUCAGCAAAGCUUUGGAGAUAUGUGAGCUGCUUGCCCAGGAGAAGGACACGAUCCGGAAAGAAUACUGGCACUAUGUGGCACGUUCUCUUCAGAACAAGUACUGCUCUAAAGAAAUCCAGCCUCCAUCUACGGAGCAACCAGAGACCAACAGGAAAGACUAAGAGAGGGUGAACCAUAGAUCGGUGUAGGUGUUUAUAAAGACGGAAGCUGGAGAGAUACCCGCUGGACUGUGUGUAUCUGCCGAUUGGUUUGACCAUAUUGGUAAAGCCCAUUGAAUAGCUUUUUCAAGGUGAAGCAGAAUACAAAGCUUUUAGUAGUCACAUGACUGCAAUGAAUAAUAGUUUGCUAGCCAGUUGGCAAAAAAUCUGUAUGAACAGACGUUUGGAAUUCCCGACCAGCAAAUAAUUGCUCUCGGUCCUCUCGCUUUGGUUUGUGUCCAAACUCUAGUGAAGGGGGGGAUAAUUAAGUGAAGGCCUCAACAAAUAUAAAUCCCAGAUACAAAUAUUGACAAACACUGUUGCCAAUUCUUUCUCUAAAUUGUGUCAUUAAACUCUGUAUAUUUCCUGUCUGUAUUGUUUUGUACGCUUAGAAAAAUAAACUGCUGGACAUAA
This is a messenger RNA of Trichomycterus rosablanca, 1584 nucleotides long. RefSeq names its product farnesyltransferase, CAAX box, alpha (gene fnta). Gene Ontology annotation, molecular function: CAAX-protein geranylgeranyltransferase activity; protein farnesyltransferase activity. Gene Ontology annotation, biological process: protein farnesylation; protein geranylgeranylation. The coding region runs from base 34 to 1134 and encodes 366 amino acids. The record is from RefSeq and is a predicted model, not a curated record. Lineage: Eukaryota; Metazoa; Chordata; Actinopteri; Siluriformes; Trichomycteridae. The transcript has 9 exons. Gene Ontology annotation, cellular component: protein farnesyltransferase complex; cytoplasm; CAAX-protein geranylgeranyltransferase complex.